This is a messenger RNA of Notodromas monacha, 929 nucleotides long. The record is from the annotation of a GenBank genome assembly. NCBI's taxonomy places the organism in Eukaryota, Metazoa, Arthropoda, Ostracoda, Podocopida, Cyprididae.
GUUUUUCUCAGUAUAGACCUUAUCAAAUUCAAAACGUAACUUCAAUUUCAACCAACAAUCGCGCUCCGCCUGUGCACUUGAGAAGAUGACGUCGACACUGUUCUUGUUUUUAACUUUCUUUGCAACUGUUUUUGCAAUUCCUGCCAACAUAAAAAAUCCGGAUAGUUUUAUGUACAAUGACGGCAUGCUGGGGGGAGACAUCGCUGGAGGAUAUGAAAUUGUGACGGAUGAAGACGGCAAAACUGCGAUCAUACCGAGUUCAAACUAUGUUUUCUGGCCCAACAGUGUCAUGUACUAUGAGAUUCAUGAGAGCUUAGCUGAUCACAGAGAUAUCAUCAUGUCAGCAAUGGAUGAAUACCAUGAAAACACCUGCCUGAGGUUUGAAGAAAGGAAUGGAGAUGAGAGCAUUGAAAACUAUGUUCUACUCAGAGGAGACAUUUCAGGGUGUUCCUCCUACAAAGGAAUGCGUGUGAGUGGAUUCCAAGAAGUAAAAUUGCAUGUUCCAGGCUGCAUUUACAAGGGCACUAUCAUGCAUGAGUUGAUGCAUGCUGCAGGAUUUUGGCAUGAACAUCAACGCUUUGACAGAAAUGACUAUGUCAGGAUUGCAUUUGAAAAUGUGGAGGCUGGAAAGGAGCACAACUUUGACAUUGCUGACUUGACAGAGUCCCAGAAUGUUGGUGAUGUGUCCUACAAUUUUGACUCCAUCAUGCACUAUGAGCUCACAGCUUUCUCAGUGAAUGAUGAGAGGACCAUUGUACCAAUUGGAGAAUUUGAAAAUGAAGACCCUGGCAACGUCUGGAACCAGAAUUACAUGUCACAGGGUGACAUUGACCAAAUCAAUGCUGUGUACUGUUGAACUGAAUUGCUGUAAAAGGUUAUGAUUGGCAAUGAGCAUUAUGAAUACAAAAUACAGUAUUCGUCAGCUUUCA